Plasmodium cynomolgi strain B is the source of this 4407-nucleotide messenger RNA. RefSeq lists its product as hypothetical. The transcript has 2 exons. The record is from RefSeq and is a predicted model, not a curated record. The coding region runs from base 1 to 4407 and encodes 1468 amino acids. Lineage: Eukaryota; Apicomplexa; Aconoidasida; Haemosporida; Plasmodiidae.
AUGAUGCGCAACUCAAAGGACCCCUUGUGCGACGCAAACGACGUGCAUUCAGUGGAAAAAACUCUGGGCGUUGAGAAAAAGAAUUCGCUUCACAUUUUUGGGACACACAGAGAGCAAUCCGAUAGCAAGAAGAAGCGAGUCCAGUGCAGGGCCUUACAAGCGGGUGAGCAGUACAAGAAAGAAAUUUUUCUCAAAAUGAAGGAUUUUUACAAAAAUAAUGAGAAGACUAGUUUGGGUUGCGAUAGGAGCCCAGCUAGAAGCUCUAACCGUGUUCAGGAAAACCCCAAAGGGGAAAACCCGAGUGAUGAAAAAAUGAGAGUGAAAGAAGCAAAGGAGGAAAAUGGCUCAGCAGAUGAAAACCUGGAAAAGAAUAUAGCAAAACCUUUCAUCAAGAAAAGGAAGACGCUAUUACACGAAAUGGCACAUGUCCCAUCGGAGAGUAAUUCGAAAAGUAAAAGCGACGUUGAAAGGGAAAGGGAUGGAAAAGAGCCCAUUGAAAGUGACCACAAUGAGGAGGAUAAUAAUAGGAGGUUUUCAGCUGAAGAAGUUAACAGAAGGGAAGAACUUCCUACGGGUAAUUUAGUUCAAAGGGAGGACAAAACGGAUAGUUCAAAAGAGGAAGUAGAACGAGAUCGGAGAGAAGCCGAUCCUGCUGUUAACAAGAAAAGUGAUACUUCUUCGCCUUUGAAUGAGCAAGAGGAAAGGGAGAGCAAUAAAGGGGAAAACGAAUUAAACGGUGGCUAUGCCAUUCGAGAAGACAAAAAAAAUGCUCAAAUUAGUUUUGAUAGAGAAAUAACUGCUCAUUAUGGGAAUGAUAAGGAUGGGUUAUGUCCCGUCUACUGCAAUAAUUUAGAGGUAGGAAGUGAAAGAAGGAAUGGGGACCACAACUCCACACUGAAAAAACGACGCAGUUCUGUAAAAUCAGAUAAGCAAAAUGGAAAAAAUACAACAAAUGAGUCAGCCACUGUGGAUCCUUAUGAUAGUCAAAGGGAAAAUAUGCCCAAUAAGCACAGUCACUAUUCUGGUGAAGAUAAAGCGAGUACCGAGACUGUAAGGUGUGAGGAGGAAAUGAAUGAGGAAAGGGAAUCCAAACAGAAGAAGGGGUCAAACAUAGGUAGUGCUAAUGGUAGUAGGAAUGGUAGAAGUGAAGGCACUUUGAGAAAGGCCGUUAAACAUGUGUUCAACGAGAGCAGGAGUGUCGUUAAAAAUAGUAUUAUCGAUAAAAAGAAAAGGAUUAAGAGCAUUCACAACGAGAUUUUGAGCCUCAUUAGUGCGGAUAGCUUUGCAAGCAAAGGAGAGUUGAUGAACUGCGGAGUGAAUUUUCUAGACAGAAAGGGUGUAACAGUUGGUGAGGGGGGCCAAACAGGGAAGCAGUUACACACAGGAAUGAAUGAAAAAGAAGGAAAAGGGGGAGAUCCACAGAUAGACAGCCACACUGACAUGCUCUCGGAGUAUCAACUUGUUAGCCCGUCUGAAGAAAGGCUCAUUUUAGAGGAGUACAAAUCGGUGUUCUGCGAUGAGAAGGGAUCACUCAAAAAAGGGAUACACCAAUUGGAAUACGAAAAUGAUGGGAGGGUGCAGAGCGAAGGAGUGGAAAUAUAUCACAAAAUGGAUAACCCUAUUGAGGAGGGUAGAAAGGAACACAGAUUAAUAAAUGGAAGUCAAAAUUGCCCUUUGGAAAAGUCUUCUUUAUAUAAUGCCGAGUUGGUGGAAAAGGGCCCAAAUUGUGUGAAGAUCCCUCAGAAGGGAGAUAUUUACAAGGAAAACCCCCCACGAGGAGGGAGAAUCCCGUGUAAGUCACAAACAAGGAGCAGCCUGCUAAAAAGGGUAAAGCUAAUAUACGAGAGGGAAAAAAAAACAUUGGAGAUAAAUCGGAAAUAUAUGAAUAAGUAUGGCUACUUUAAAAUAAUUUUGAACACAUACAGUAGAAACAAUCUGCUCAACAUGAACGAACAUGGCGUUGACUUUGACUUAUCAAGGAUUUUGUUUUCGCAUGACAUCAUAAAGAAAAUUAACCGAGGAAACUUCAAGACGGUUAUAAAGGCUCUGGACUUUUACGGCUAUCUAUAUGACAAUGCAUUUUUAAAAAGGCUAUCUAAUAAGGUGACUAUAAACGAAUGGCUAUGUAAUGCCAUUUUUUUUCAAAAAAUAUUUACAAGGAAGGUUCUAAAUGUGGGAAUAUUCUUUGACCUUGUGUAUCAUUUCUUGUAUUUGGAUCCUUCCUUUAUCGAUUUUUUCUUUAGCAAAAAUGGUGGGAGCUUUGUAAAAAGAUUUUUUCUAUAUGAUAGAUGUAAGGCUCUCAGAUUAGUGAACAACAUUGUUGCUGACUUGAAGAUUAUUAGGCCGUCUACUGAUUCGGUGGUGAAAUUUUUGUUCGGAUUUUUUUCAAAUACAAAUGGGGGGGAAGAAGCUAGAAGGGGGGGUAGGAAGAAGGGCUUACAUGGGUGCGAAUGCAGAAAAAGGGACAACUCGUCGGAUGUAACCAUGGAAGAUGUAACCAUGGCAGAAUGGGGGGCCCUGAUUAACCAAAGUAACCAUUUGGUGAGUAAUCGCAUGAAGAGGAAGGGCAAGGAACGGAAGGAAAAUACUACCCACGUGUAUAUAAAAAAUAGCAAGUUUAAAAAAACAGGGGUACGAAAUAUUUUAAACAAAAUUUGGGAAAAGACCGAUUUGUACGUAAAGGAGGAGGUGUAUUAUGGGAACAACUUUACCGUUAAGAGAAGGUUGAGAGAAAAUAAAACGCAUCAUUUGAAUAUGCUGAACAAUCUUUUAUUCGAGUCGAAUGACACGACGAGUGCGUGUGGCGGUUAUUCAUUUGGGGGCGAUCAGGAGGAAGGAGGGGACCUGGGUUACAGCUUCGACAAAUCAGGCGAAAUGAACUUUGGCAUUAACGGCAAAAUGAGUGAGUCCUUUCACCAGAGCGGGUACCACCAGGGGGGCGGCGCGGGUGGCGGUGAUGACGAAGACGGAAUUGAUGACGAAGACGGCGGUGAUGACGAAGACGGCGGUGAUGACGAAGACGGAGUUGAUGACGAAGACGGGGUUGAUAACGUAGAUGGGGGUGACAACGUAGAAGGGGGCGACAACGUAGAUGGGGGUGACAACGUGAUUGGCUGCGACGAGAGGAGAGACACCAAAACGUUCCACUCGCUGGACUGCGUGCCGAACGUAUCCUUCGAUUUAUUCUCGCAGGAGGAGGACUCCUUCCAAAGGGGUGAUUCCUACCUAACGCUGUGUUUCAAGGAAGAAGAAAAAUGUGACACCGAUAAAUAUGUUAAGGAUGUUACCUACCUGGGAAUAAGAGUUAGCUCGAAGGAAAAUAAAAUAAACUACUACAACUGUUUUGAUGUGAAUUUGAAAGUCUACUUAGAGGAAUGUCUGCUAGCUGAUGUGAAAUAUAAUAUUUCCAAGGAGGGUGAUUACACGUCAGCUUUUUUUCCUGUGUGGCCUCAUAACCCUGAUUACUUUGGAUACCAAAUUGGGAGGAACAUAAAAAAGGAGUUCAACAAAAUGAGGAAAAACAUAGCAAUGAAAGAGAGAGGGGAGGUGGAAAAAAAAUCGAUCGGAAUUGUCCUUAACAAAAUGAAUAGUAAAGGGACAAGGUGUGGUGAAUAUGGCACCAAUUGUACAAUACGCGAAAAAAAAAAAAAAAAAAAGUGCCUUUUUGCUAAGCUGUACAGUGGGCCCAGUAGUGCGAAGAACAACUCACAUAAUAGGAGAGACAGCCAAGAGUGGAAGGAAAAUAAGAUUCGAAAUGUUGAUCAUAUGAAAAUAAAGGAUUGCUGUUUUGUGUUAAGUGUAAAAAUAUAUCCCAUGCGCACUUUAGCAUUGUACAUCCUGUAUAAUGCCUUAUACCAAGAUAACAACACAAAGCUUGUGGAGCUGUACUCUAGUAGCUUAAACAAAGAAACGAAGGAAUGGCUACUCCUUUUUCUUCUUCCGCACUUUGUAAACAAAUGCAUACAUAAAGUUACAUACCCCCUAAAGUUGACGAAAAAUAUUUUCUCCGAAUCGAAUGAAUUUUAUGAAGAUUUUUUCUCCAAUGAAUAUUUAAAAAUUAAUGACAUAGAGAAAAUAAUUAUAUACACAAAGAAUAACAGCGAUGAUGACAUAGAAAUAUGUCCCUUUUCCUUUUGCUAUUUGUGGUUAAAAUCUACCAAGCACAGAAUUGAUAGGUGGAUUAGCUCCAAAAUUAAUGAAGUUCUUUUUACAUUUCCCUUUGCGAAUUUUUUGUUGAGUAAAUAUUUUUCUAAUUUUAUUUUAUUCAUCCAGUUGUUUCAUACCUGCUUGGAUAUAGAUCACAUGUAUCUCUGUAAGUCCCACUUUUAUGUUUCUCUCAAGCAUAAUUUGUCCUUUUUGCACGAGUCCCUCGUUAACGUUUUGUUUUCCCCGCCCCAGAAGUGGUAA